AUGGCAGAGCAAUCAAAGAGGUUCCAGUGUCAAUUGCAGCACCGUGGUUUUCUAGAGUGGCUCUUCAGACUUCUGAGUGUCUCCAAGGUAGAAACCGAAUUGAGGAGCGUCAAGCAACCCAUUGUUGAUGGCGUUGUAAACAGGUGGAACAAUCUUAUUGACGGAAAUAGUGUCGUAGGCCAAUCCCAAGAUACCGUCAAACUUACCAAAAGCGAAAGCAAGACCUGGCUCGCUGGUUGCCUCGGCGAAGUCCUGUUUUGGAAUGAUAAGGUCUCCGAUAGUCAAAGUGUCUUGGGAAACGUAACCCUCAAGAGAUCCGGAACCGUAGUGGAUACUAAAUGA
This is a messenger RNA of Ogataea philodendri, 342 nucleotides long. RefSeq lists its product as uncharacterized. The record is from RefSeq and is a predicted model, not a curated record. Bases 1 to 342 code for a protein of 113 amino acids. Lineage: Eukaryota; Fungi; Ascomycota; Pichiomycetes; Pichiales; Pichiaceae. The transcript is spliced from 2 exons.